ACCGUUGUAUAGGCUUCACUUCGCAAAGGCAAAAGCCUUAAGGAUUUCAAUUUUUUUGAUUUCUCUACGACUCCUUCGCCGGAUCGAUUUUUGAGAUCGAAGGUUGUAUAAGAAGACUCAUUGUGAUCACAGAGAGUUUCCGACAGAGGAGGAUCUCGCUUCUACAACAUAAUCAUCUCUCUUCAGACUCCGAGAGAAUUCAGAGUGUCUAAAGACUUCAGAUAGGUUUAAUAUUCUUUGGAUUGGUCUUGGAUAGUGAUCAUUUCAAACAAUACCACGAACUCCUCUCGCAAAUGUUUCCUGCAAAACAAGUAGUGUCAUAACUCAUAGGUAAUAUAGUAUCAGAGAAUCAUUACUGAAAUAGUCUUUUAUACAUACUGUAUAUCUAAAUUCGUGUUUUCUUACCCCCAUCAUCUUAACCCACUGAACUACCGAGCCAAAUUGGUAUUUCUUUGGUUUGUAAGAUAAUCUUAAGUUUGGUACAUUGACAAGAAUGAAUAAUCAUCUCCAAGAGAACCUGAAGGAUACAAAAGGAUCACACAGCUGAAGUUACCUCCGGAAGUUGGAUUAAAUUCUGGAAAUCCUCUUUUGCAGUUGGUUCUUUGGCAAAAACAUCAGAAACAUAAAGAGAAGUGGUAACAGGGGUAGGCGUUUUGCAUCUAUGCAUUGCGCAGGCUUUCCAGCACCUUGUCUCCUCCCAUUGUGAAGUAUGUAGUGUUAGAAAAACCUGUAUCAAGCUUCUUACCUUUGCCUCGGUCAAAAUCUGUGUCAUCAUGCUCAAGACCUUACCAAUGAGCUUCUCCAUAUCAUCACUGUAAGAAACCGGAUGAAUCUGAUCAUGUGUGUGCCAGAUGAGGUCAACAUCAUAAGUCUGAACACAAAACCGUCAGAUAGAGAAACCCCUUAUAUCUCUUGUAGAAAAAUGUCAUUGGGACCUCGAAACCGUGGCAAAGAACACAAUAGAAACAGAAUCAGGAACAAGAGUUGGUAUUUGCGGUUAUGAUGAUGAUUCAGUGAAGAAUCAAUUUCAAGCUACCUGGUAGUAAAAUGGUGUUGUAAACACUAAUUUAUGGAAUAGUGAUCAAAAGUAAUAUCGUUAGUGGUACUCAUUCGAUAAAUCUAUUUAUGUUUAUCUUCUCCGCUAUGGAGUUGCAUACAUAAAGCAUUAUCUUGUCUUUACAGUGGUACAGUUGGUCCCUCUCAGCGAAUUAUUGAACUUCUACGUUUUGCGAAUUCAAUUUCUUCAUUAGGGAGUGUCUCACUUUAAUUUGGAAGAGAGGAAGAGAGACUUAUCCAAAACAGCUAAGCUACUGCAUGGAGCAUUCUAGCGAUUUGACUGCUGAAGCCAUGAUGCUUGACUCCACUGAAGCUUCUGAUCUCGACGAAGAAGAAGAGCGUCGUCCUGAGGUACUCUCUUUAAUCCCACCAUAUGAAGGCAAAUCUGUGCUGGAACUUGGAGCUGGUAUUGAUCGUUUCAUUGGUGAAGUGGCUCAGAAGGCUGGUGAAGUUAUCGCCCUUGACUUCAUUGAAAGCGCCAUUCAGAAGAAUGAAAGUGUUAAUGGGCAUUACAAGAACGUUAAGUUUAUGUGUGCUGAUGUAACCUCGCCAGACUUGAAAAUAGCAGAUGGAUCUGUCGAAUUGAUUUUCUCAAAUUGGUUGCUCAUGUAUCUCUCUGACAAAGAGGUGGAACUAAUGGCUGAGCGAAUGCUUGGAUGGGUAAAGCCAGGGGGAUACAUUUUCUUCAGAGAAUCUUGCUUCCAUCAAUCUGGGGACAGCAAGCGUAAAUCGAGCCCCACCCACUACCGUGAACCAAGAUUCUAUACUAAGUUCAACAGUUCUUCAAAGAAUGCCAGACACGUGAGGCUUCUGGCAAAUCAUUUGAACUCUCUAUGUUUGGCUGCAAAUGCAUUGGGGCUAUGUGAAGAACAAGACGAAUCAGAAUCAGAAUCAAGUUUGAUAAGGCUUUAAAAGCGUGUAUAUCAACAGUUCAACAGUUCUUCAAAGAAUGCCAGACACGUGAGGCUUCUGGCAAAUCAUUUGAGCUCUCUAUGUUUGGCUGCAAAUGCAUUGGGGCUAUGUGAAGAACAAGACGAAUCAGAAUCAGAUAACAAAAAUUUUCUUUAUCAGAUAGUUGAUUUUUCUUAUCAUAUGAUCCCACUGAGUUAUUAAAUUUAUCAUCUAUCUGAUGGCAGAUUUGCUGUUUGCUGGAUUUGGCAAAAAGUUAGCUUGGAGAAUGACAAGGACUUCCAGCGUUUCUUGGACAAUGCUCAAUACAAGUCUAGUGGGAUCUUGCGCUAUGAGCGUGUCUUUGGGGAAGGAUAUGUCAGCAUUGGUGGAUUUGGUAAUUCCAUCUUUAAUUCUUAUCUUCAUAAGGAUACAUGUGUUUGUCAAUGUUCACCUACCUCUUGUCUCUAAGUUUUUGGCUACCUUAACAAAGACAACUAAAAAAUUAGUGGCAAAGAUGGACCUUAACCCUGGACAGAAAGUUCUAGAUGUUGGUUGUGGUAUCGGUGGAGGUAACUUCUAUAUCCUGAGGAUUUCGAUGUUCAUGUUGUUGGAAUUGAUCUAUCGGUCAACAUGAUCUCUUUCGCUUUGGAGCGUGCCACUCGCCGUGACACUAAUCUGCACAUCCAAGUAUUAGCCAACGCUAUUUAAAACAUUAUCGUUCUUUCACUCUUGAAAAUGCUUUUUGGUUACUCUGUUCAGGACAAGCCAGCACUAUUCAGGACAUUCUUCAAGUGGCUUAAACCAGGUUAUAAAGUUCUCAUCACCGACUAUUGCAGAAGUGCAGAAACUCUGUCUCAGAGCACAUAGAACGAAAAGGAUUUGAUCUCCAUGAUGUUCAAGCUUACGGAAAGGUUUAUUUUAUUUUUUUCAUAUUUUAUCAUGAUUCAUUCAACCUUCUACUGUACUUGUAGAUGCUGAAAGAUGCAGGCUUUAAGGAUGUGAUUGCCAACGACCGUACUGAUCAGCUACCGGAAAUUAUAGUGUACUUGACAUGCAAGUAAGUGGAGACUAACACCGGUUUUCCCUUGAAAGUAGUCGCGCGACCGUUAUUAUCAUCACUGUAUUUUCUGGCGACAAUAACCAACACCGGCAACGGCAACAUUAAGAAAAUGAGUGGCAUAGACACUUUUAGUAAUUCCUUACCGACGUUUAAUUUUUGGUCGCUAAAAGUAAUCGCAGCGACAUCAUAACAAACGGGGCCAUAACCAUUUUUUGCAGUUUGUAAAAGUCCUCAGCCGUGAAUUAGAAAAAGAAGAGUUAAUCAACGACUUCUUGGAAACAGGUCGCAAUCAACAACAAAAAUAAAGAAAGGAAAGUCUCCCUCGAUCUAGAGAGGGAUCAUUCGAAUUCUGAAAUCUGUUUGAAAAGUGCUCCCUUAUCAACUCUGGUUUGCAACCUAAAAAAGAGGGAAACAACAAAGAUUAGUAUCCAUCCUGUUCAUGAAGAUUAUACACAACCGUUAACUAUCUGCCUUUUUAAUAUGAGAAUAUCCGCUAAGCAAGCAUCAGAAGAGAAACAUACAUACAGUGGGAGGCUGAAGAGCAUGCUCUCAUUUCUUCUUCUUUGAAUGAUCUGGAAUCAGGUUCAGAGAAGGCCGUGCUUGUUCUGCAGGUGCACCAUCCGCUUGAGAUGGAGAUGAUCCGGAAGCACAUUUCAGUUUACAAGCAGGGUCUCUGAUGCUUUUCCUUUUUUGAUUUGCUACAAAUUUGAAUGGUACAGAGCUUGUAGACAUUUACAACCAAUCUAGCGGUUCCAGCUUUCUGAGGGUUGACUAUCUUGUUCUUCCGCUUCUUCACCUUUGCAGCUUUAAAUUUCGAGUGUGCAACAGGAAUUGCUUCAGAUUCACGACAGAUACCUUCUCAGUAGAUGCAAAAAGAUGUGGAUUCUCAGAAAUGUAUAAUUUCCUCUCCCUGACCUUUCUCUAAAAAUAUAUAGUUUGCAACGGAGUCAUUCUCUUCAUCUCUGCAACUUUUACGGCCUUCUUAUCCUCGAAGUACUGAUUAGUUUUCUCUAGGCUCUCUUCAAUAGAGAAGAGGAAGAAAGGGAUACGGUCUGCUAUUUGAGGAGAAUUCUGUGGGCAAAGGUUGAAAGAAAGUUAGAAUAUUUCAGAUGAGGUGAAGACGUUAAAGUUAAGAUUUAACACAAUCAUUAUCACCUGCUUAAGUUCAGAUUCAGGUCCAAGUGAGCUGGACGAAGAUACUGGUUCUGGUUCUGUAGAAGAUGGCUGUGGACAAAGGUAAAACCAAGUUAGAAUAUUAAUAAUGAGGAGACGACACGACGACACUAAGAAGGAAGAGACGUACGACGGAGGGUACUGUAGAGAUCGAAUGGAUCCACUCUUUUGAUUCGAAGAAGAGGCAGAGAGGAGACAUGGCGGAGGGUAGACGAGGCGGUGGCAGUCUCCUCGAUGACGACUGCAUUGUGUAGAAUCAAGGAAGCUUUUUUUUUUUUGGGUGUGUGGCGCGGGUGCAAAGGCAAUCGAAGAAGGUAAACGGUUUUUUUUUUUUCCUUUAAGAAACCAGGUUUUAUUAAUGGGCUUUCCCAAUUGGGCAAGGCCUUGUGAAGAUACAUAUUCAGACCAAAAGGAAACAACACAACAACAAGCCCAUCUCCGAAAACGGGCUCUUCUCCUGCCAACGCUUUCGUAAUAUCUAAGAUGAUACCUCUUACUCUUGCCAAGGUUUUUCGUUACAAAUUCACCUCUAUCAAAAUGGCUUCCAACAACCCAUUGAGAGAUUGUGUCCAAAAGCUGUAGGAGUAUCUUCGACCGAAUGUUGAAGCGAGAAAGGAACAUAGAAGCCAUAUAGCAUUCAAUUAAGCAUGAGUAUGAGGACUAUUGGUUCUAAGAUAAUUAAGCGACAAGAGAUCGAUGAUCUUGAAGAGAGGGCGUUAAAAGAGAGGGCGUUAAAAACUCAAGAGUACAGAGACUGCUUCCCUCGCACUUUGGUAAGAAGAUUUUGUGAAAAGAAUGUGCAGUAAGCAAUGGGUUUUAUGAUGAUGAUAUCUCAGAAGAUGGUUGUAGCCCUUUCAUCAAAAGGGAAGCUCAUAUCUGUUAUCAAUGAAGUUGAGAAUUAGGCAAUAGCGCAGAGAUUGUUGGAUGAGAUCGCAAAAACAGCAAUAUUAUAAUUACGUGUAGUCCGCAAAUCUAACGUUUAUGAUUAUGAGUUCCGAUAUAAUCAUUAUGAAGUUUCUCAUACAGAUUUCUA
This is a messenger RNA of Capsella rubella, 5213 nucleotides long. RefSeq names its product phosphomethylethanolamine N-methyltransferase. The record is from RefSeq and is a predicted model, not a curated record. NCBI's taxonomy places the organism in Eukaryota, Viridiplantae, Streptophyta, Magnoliopsida, Brassicales, Brassicaceae. The transcript has 10 exons. The coding region runs from base 1315 to 1968 and encodes 217 amino acids.